AUGGAGAACAUUCUUACAGAGGAAUCGGAUCAUAUGGCAAUCCUGGUGCAUGUUCGAGACAUGGAGACAACGCAGCCGAGGGGGGACCACCCCGUUCGGUGUGAAGAGAUGUGGCUGCGGCAUGAGGGCUAUGAGGCGAUGAUGCAGCAUGCUUGGGAGCAAGUGCAGGGGCAGAACAAGUCCCCCGGAGCAGUAUGCGACAGGUUACAUGAAAUAACGAAGUCGCUGCGAGGAUGGGGACGCACGGUGUUUGGGUCGGUUCGGCGACAGAUUCAAAGGCUGGAGAAAGAGUUGUUGGAUGCCAAAGAGCGCGCGUUAGUCACUGGAUUAACGACGGAAGUGCGUGAUAUAGAGAGUCAGCUAAAUGAAGUUUAUGAGAGAGAGGAGAUUAUGCAAAAACAACGUUCUCGUGUAGACUGGCUCAAGGCGGGGGACCGGAACACCCAAUAUUUUCAGAACCGGGCCUCCCAUCGAAAGAGGAAGAACACGGUGAAGGAGUUGAGGUGGGAGAAUGGUACGAGAUGUACGGAUGAUGAGGGCAUACGGGAGUUGGCGGCUACGUUCUAUGAGAAGCUUUUUGCGUCGGAGGGAUCUGUCCAGACAAAGAGACUCCUAGAUCUUUUUGACCCUGUCAUUUCUGAGGAUAUGAAUGCCAGGUUGACGGCUCCUAUAUCGGAUGGGGAGAUUGAGCGUGCUCUGUUUCAGAUGGGGCCUAUGAAAGCACCCGGCCCGGAUGGCCUGCCGCCUUGUUUUAUCAGAGACACUGUUAGCACACCGGAGCUGAUGUCUCAGUUUAGGUCAAUAAGUUUGUGUAAUGUGCUCUAUAAGAUUGCUACUAAAGUUUUGGCUAACAGGCUCAAGGUGAUCUUACCUGUGUUGAUAUCUGAGGAGCAGAGCGCUUUCGUACCAGGGAGGCUCAUGACAGAUAAUGUUUUAGUGGCCUAUGAAUGUUUUUCUGCGUUACUAAGAGCUGCUCAACAUGAGAAUAAACUCAAGGGGGUGUCGUUUGGGAGCACUGGCCCCCACCUCACUCACCUUCUCUUUGCAGACGACAGCAUUGUCUUCCUGGAGGGGAACCGUGGCAGUUUUGAGGCACUAAGGGACAUACUUCGGGUUUAUGAGGAAGCCUCAGGACAGAAGGUCAACUUGCAAAAGUCAUCGGUUUUCUUUGGGAAAGGGUGUAGAGAUGCGAGUAAGGUUGAAUUACUUGGAGUGAUUGGGAUCAACUCUGAAGCUUUGAGUGAAAGGUACUUAGGACUGCCGACACUGGUCGGUAGGUCCAAAGAGGGGACUUUUAAAUAUGUCAAAGAGAGUUCAGCUGGAAAAGUUACUGGAUCGAAGGGUCAAGGGCUGUCAAAGGCGGCACGAGAGGUCCUCGUCAAGUCGGGACUCCAAGCUACGCCAACUCUCACCAUGAGCUGCUUCCAACUCACCAAGAAAAUGUGCCGGAACCUGACUUCUAUUUCAUCUAACUUCUGGUGGGGAGAAGCUAAUGGGGAGAGGAGGGUGCACUGGCUUGCAUGGAAAAAGAUGUGUAGGGAGAAGCGAGAAGGAGGAAUGGGCUUUCGGGAUCCAUAG
Aegilops tauschii subsp. strangulata is the source of this 1578-nucleotide messenger RNA. RefSeq lists its product as uncharacterized. NCBI's taxonomy places the organism in Eukaryota, Viridiplantae, Streptophyta, Magnoliopsida, Poales, Poaceae. The record is from RefSeq and is a predicted model, not a curated record.